AUGAUAAAAAUACCCUCCAAACGAACCAGUAGUAACAAAGCAAAAGAUCUCGCGGAAAGCGGAGUAGCCACCGUCUUGUCUGUGGAUCAAUGGAAGGCCACUCCCGAUUCCAAAUGCGAUUGUCCCAAGGAUGAAACAGUGAGUGUCAACUUUAUUUGCAUGCAUCCCGAUGGUGCUGAUGGAGAUGAUGAUAGUGAUAAGGCACCACCACCUCAAACACCUCAAACCGACACACCUGGCCUGGCCCAAGCUGCCCGUUAUCAAGAAAUCUUUCUCGACAAGGUUGGCAUGCUGUAUGCCGUUCAAGACGCUGCCUCACGUCACGUCUUGGACGAUCGGUUUGACAGUUUUUUGAGUGACGGUGAAAAACAACUCAAGGAUUCUUUGUUGACGUUCCUGAAAAAGGCAAGUCCAAAAGCCAAGGCAACCCAUGCCUUUUCGUAUUUGGAAAAACUCCUGAAGACCAAAAUGGGGUAUCAGGACAUGAUGGGACGUGGUGCGACUCGUACGGCCGCCAAGAGACUUUCCUACUUUUGGAAACCAAAAAAGGAAUCAACUACAACCCUGCCAACCACGACGACAGAAAAAGCGACAACAUCAACACCAACAUCAACAGCAACAUCAUCACAACAACCGUCUCGUCCAUUGCCCACCACUGCAAACAAGUCAAGCACACCACCAUCACAACAGCAGUCACCUAAGGCACCAAAUCCAGGUCACGUCUUUGUGUGCAAUUCCUCGGUGUGCGACAUUCAGUGCGAUGCCUUUUUGUGUCCUGGCCAUAUAUCUCGCAAGAAGGAAAACAUAUCGGGAAGCAUCUUUCAUCAAUGGUACAAGGGUUCUCUUGCGGCGGAACUCAUGCGAAAGGCAAAAGGCAUGGACGAAUUUCAACAACGACAACAACAAAGACGAGUUGGCACUCAUCAGAAACUGCAACAACAUCAAGGUUAUGAUCGAGUCGUGACCAUUCAGGAAUGGCCACAAGAUAGUGAUGCUUUCGAUUUGCCUCUGUUGAUUGCUGGAGAAGUAUCUUUGGAGUCGCAAUUGCAUGCCUACAAUUUGGCUUGCGAUAAAAGUGAACGAGCAACAAAUACUGAGGACCUACCACCAGAUGACUUUCGAGUCGAAUUUUUGCUGGAAACAGUCCGCCAAUUCCUAGAGUUGGCAUCGACUCUCGUUCAACAACAAGGCACGAAAAAACCAAAUGUCCAUCGAGAACGUUAUUUGCUGGCGGUUCCCAUAUUGGGAACGGGUGGAGGCUACGCUGGGGACAUGACGGGACAGAUUGUGUACAAGUUGCUGGAAAUGGUCACCAAUUUUGUUGCCUCCAGCACUCCUAAUAUGGAUGUGGUGGUGGUCACGGUCGACGAUGCCACCUAUGCUCACGCCCAAGUCAUUCGAAAGAAUCAACUCGGCGAGUCAUCCGGAAGGUAUCCUUGCUUUGCAGCCUUGUCCAAAAGUCAAAAUGACUAUGCUGCUCAAUUGGCCAGUUUGGCAGAAGGUCGACAUUUGGCACUCUUUGUGGGUGCUGGGGUUAGCAUUGGAUCUGGUUUGCCCAGCUGGUUUGGUUUACUGAACUUGGUAGAAGAUGCCUUUACUCCCACUGGAAACUCGUCAGAACGAAGCGUGGGAGACGAUUGCGACUGGGAUCCAUUGGCCAUGGCCCAAGUAUUGAAAGACUGGUGCGACACCAAGCCGGAUCGGAAUGGAGUGCAACAGUCAUUGAAGAAACGAGUCUGUCAGUGCUUGCAAGACAAUGGCCGCACGCUCGGACUCUUGCUAUGUUUGCUCAUGUCACUCCCCUUUCAUUCCAUGGUGACUCAAAAUUACGAUACUCUGAUUGAACAAGCCUGUCAAAAGUGGAGUCUUGCCGCAAUCAGGCAUGGACCACUCACUGGAAACACUACGAAACGCAACUUGAGUGUGAUUCCCUAUCGUCCCCAACGCAAAGCUCACUAUUGGCUGUUGAAGAUGCACGGAUGCGUAUCUCGGCCGGAAGAUAUUAUAUUGACCGAAGACGACUAUGCUCAGUAUUCUACCUCGUCCAAAGCCCGCGCGUUGGAUGGGUUGGUCCAAGCGAGUUUACUCACCAAACACUUCUUGUUUGUGGGCUUUAGCUUGACAGAUCCCAACUAUUUGCGGAUCAUAGAUCAAGUGAGAGAAGCGCUGUAUCGGGAUGAUCCAUCGUACCAUGACAGUCGCGAUGAUGAUUCUUCACAAUGA
This is a messenger RNA of Cylindrotheca closterium, 2223 nucleotides long. NCBI's taxonomy places the organism in Eukaryota, Bacillariophyta, Bacillariophyceae, Bacillariales, Bacillariaceae. The record is from the annotation of a GenBank genome assembly.